This is a messenger RNA of Gordionus sp. m RMFG-2023, 1587 nucleotides long. RefSeq lists its product as uncharacterized. Gene Ontology annotation, cellular component: cytoplasm. The transcript is spliced from 9 exons. The record is from RefSeq and is a predicted model, not a curated record. NCBI's taxonomy places the organism in Eukaryota, Metazoa, Nematomorpha, Gordioida, Chordodea, Parachordodidae. Gene Ontology annotation, biological process: quinolinate metabolic process; 'de novo' NAD+ biosynthetic process from L-tryptophan. Gene Ontology annotation, molecular function: 3-hydroxyanthranilate 3,4-dioxygenase activity; iron ion binding. Bases 42 to 1448 code for a protein of 468 amino acids.
UUAAAUCAAAUCACUUUUUAUGAUAAAUUCAGAAAUUCAAAAUGAACAGUAGUGAAAAUGAAAGUUUAAUCGUACAUAAUCUUCAAAACUGGGUUGAUGUAAAUAGUGUCACUGAUAAAUGCUCCGAAAGUCAAUACAAAUUGAUGAAAGAUAAUAGCCAAAUUAAAAUUUAUUAUAUUGGUGAACAUGAUGAACGAAAUUAUUUUCACAUGCAAGAAGCCGAAGAAUUAUAUUAUGUAUUUAAGGGAGAAUUGGUCUUAAGGUGUUUAGAUAAAAGUGGAAUUUCAAAGGAUAUUCAUAUUAUGGAAGGAGAGAUAUUUCUGUUGCCAUCUCGGAUAUUGCACUGUGUCAGAAGAUGUCACAAUCUCUCGGCUCUCAUGGUGGAACGGGAACGCUUGCCUAACGAGAUGGAUAAUCUCAGUUGGUACACUAUCGACAAUUCUACCACUUCCGAUCUUAGCCAUAAUCAAACGAUCGAAUCAUUUAAACCCGACGUAACGGAUUCCGAAGUCGGGUACGCAGUUAAAACCGGGUCUACCGGGUACAAACUAACCGGAUCCUCGUCCCAUACCAUCAUCUCCAAAAGCCACGAAAACAUCAUGGACUCUAAACCGGAUCUCGAUGUAACCGGAAAUAGCAAUUCUCAAAAUGUCGACUUUUACUUGCCCGAUAAUGAUUUAGAAUCCGAAAUCUUCGCAAAUGAUACAAAACCGGGUCCUUGUCUCCAUCCUCCCACCAACCUGAUGUCCAUGGUUAUCCCGGAAAACUCCGAAUUCUCGUCCCCAGCCAAUUCCAGAAUAAUCCCCUUCUCCAUUUCCGGUCAGCCCUUCGUUCCACUGACGGCCCUCAAAAAACGAUCCCCUUCCAUCAUAAGCAACGCCGAAAAUUAUCACUGCACUCCCGGCCCUAAAAUGAAACCGUUAGCCCAGACCUGGUUCCACUGCUUCAACAAUUUCAGGGACCUAAAUCACGCGCUACAGGUUCUGAAAGGCAGGGGGGCUAUCAAGAAAAUUGGCGAAUCUGGAGAACCACACGAUACCGCUCAUAUGACUGACGAAAGUUCAAGGCAUGACGGAUCUACAGGUUACCCGCCCUGCGAUGAUCUAGAAGAUUUCAUCCACCCACCAGUGGCGUUGGAUCUUUGGGUAGAUAGGCACAAGAACGAAAUAAACGAAAGAGGCUGUCUUUCCUUGUUCGACGAGGACGAUUACCAAGUCAAGGUGUUGGUGUACGGGGUAGGAGAGCACAUAGGCAGGAACAACGCAGCGGAUAUCUUCGUGUGGCAAUACAUGGGUUCCUGUGACUUUACCUACAACGACGAUAAUCAAAAGCACGCACUCAAGAAAAAGGAUGUUCUUAUCGUUCCUCGAGGCACUAGUUAUACCGCUAUUAAUCAACCUAACGCGUUGACGUUGCACAUUGUCAUCGAUCCUCGAAAAAAAUCUUGAAAAAUUAUUCUUCCAACAUUUGAAAAAACGAAAUUUGUAAUUUAGCCAUUUCUUUAUUUAUCCAUUGGUUAUAUUAUUUUAUGUACGAUAUUUAUUAAAAAAUUAUUUAUAUGAUUUAUUCGUGUUAUAAAAAAAUAAA